AUGAAACAACGCCCUUGCAGUGUUUUUACAGCUAUCGGAAGGAAAUAUCAGCGUUUCACUGUCGUAACUUUCAUGUUUGUUAGGAAUGAAGACAUAUCUGAUGCUGUAAGCAGACUAAAAGACUUAACUGUAACCAAAUUUAUUAAUGUAGCAGAAAUCCGAUUCCUGGAUGUUUCCGAUGUACCUUCAACUUUAUAUGAAUGUUUAUACCUGAAGAUUGAUCUAGCGGUUGAUGUUGCAGAAACGUCGAAAUGUUCUUACCACUAUCAGCAGGAGUGA
Cercopithifilaria johnstoni is the source of this 279-nucleotide messenger RNA. The record is from the annotation of a GenBank genome assembly. Lineage: Eukaryota; Metazoa; Nematoda; Chromadorea; Rhabditida; Onchocercidae.